Messenger RNA from Stylophora pistillata, 3545 nucleotides. RefSeq lists its product as uncharacterized. The record is from RefSeq and is a predicted model, not a curated record. Lineage: Eukaryota; Metazoa; Cnidaria; Anthozoa; Scleractinia; Pocilloporidae.
UGUCCUGAGAUAACUCGACUGAUAAAAUGCAUUUCAACGAGAACAGGUCCUUAUUAAUGUCUCGUGGAUUUCUACAGUUUUUCUUGGACCGACGUAUCACACAACGAAAUCAGAGCGCGCAGCUCAAAGCAAACAGGCCAAAGUGCAUAUAGCUUUAAUGAGGAGCCCAGUGUAACACACAGACAGAGCUCUUGUCCUUGUGACAGCUACGUGGUAAAAAAUCUGCCCGGAGAACUUAUGAUUAAAGGGGUAACAGGAUUGCAUCCGGAAAUCGUGGAAUAAAACGGACGCUUCUUCAACUUAAUAACUCUGGCCCCAUUGCAUUGUUCCGUUGUCAAGCUCAGAGUUGACAAUCGAAGAUGACGUCAAACCGAAACAAAUCCACGUCGUCCUCAGAGAAUGGCAUGCCGGGAUCCCGAGUCUCCACAGUCGCAUUUUUGCCGCGCAAAACUGGAAAGGAGAAACAAAGAACCUCAAAUUCUAAAUCUCGCCUUGUUAAGAUUGCACUUGUCGCCUUACCAAUACUUCUCCUCUUAGCUUUGGUUAUUGUUCUCGUGAUUCUUUUUACUAGUGGCGAUAAAAAGGACGAUCCAAAGACCAACGGCUUUCGCGCUGGUUGUAGCUUUUCUGAAGAAGCCAAACGUAUUGGUUUGGAUGUAUACCUCGAAGAACUUUUUCAGAAAUACUAUGAACUAAUGCCGGAGAAGAUAGGGUCAAAGCCUAGGGUGAGUCUCGAUGAGAUUACGAAACAUUAUCGACCUUACGAUCCCAGUCCAAACGCUAUCAAGAACUUCACCGAUGAAGUUCGAAGAUUGUACGAGAAGAUGAAAGAGAUCAUUGGAAAAUCGAAUGGAUCACGUUUGAAACUACGUGAAAAUAAGGCUAUGUACGUGGCGCAAUAUUUGCUGAAGCAUUCUUUCGACUGGGGUCCUUUCGAACGAGAUUAUUACACGGGUGACUGGAUGUUUGAGCCAAAUUUGUACUGUUGGCAGCCGAUUUGUCAGGUGCUUGAAAACUUUCGUUAUACGAUCGACUCUUUUAAACCCAGUAAUCUUAAACAAUUGAAGAAGCUUGAAGAACUCUUUAAGAAACACAACGGUACAAUUUCACGGUACAUUGAGAAUCUGAAACUGGGCGUGGCAACUGGAAUAGUCCGCUCUGUGGAGUCUUGCAAAGCAGGGAUCAUUGCAAUCAAGAGAAAUUAUUACGAAUUUGCUGUACACAAUGAGACAGGAAUUUUCAACGAGGGAAUAGCAAAAAAAGUCCUUUCAAAAGACUUCACAUCAAAAAUAACCACCGAAAUGAACGCCACGUGGCACGAGAUAAGAGGAGAAGGCGUGCGCGAGUCACUCAGACGAUUUCUAUUGGUUUACCUAGGGGAACCGCUGACUAGACUUAUACGAUAUCUUGAGAAGGAACAUAUUAAAUAUUGUUACGAUGGUGCGACGGGAAUCGCAGAAUUACCGUUAAGUUUCGUUUACGCCAAUGGAGUCCUUGAUCGACAUCGCCCGACUACUGGGAGCUUUCCGAACGGAGACAAAUUCAACGCAAGUACUUCGUACAAAAGACUACUGUCGUUUUUCACCAGUACCACCAUUUCACCGGAGGAGUUGAAAGCGAUGGGUUACAAGAAACUCGAAGCCUUACUUAGUGAGGUAAAGACACUUGCUAAACAGUACACCGGACUCAAAAACGAAGACCAGGCUGUUAUCAAGUUCAGGGAGGUUCUCAAAUCACGUGACAUGUUCUUUAACCGUGACCCUUUCCCUGAUGAUGAGUCUGGGGAUGAGGCAUAUAUGAAAUGCGCUUACCCUGUGGGAGCGCGGGCGUUUUGUCCUGUGCGCUGGAGAGCGCUACAGAAAUGGAUCAAUUACACAAAACACGUCGCUGAAGUUCUAACCCCCAAGAUAAAAGAUCUCUUCUACGAUUCCAGUUCAAAGAGAACGACACCAUCUUGUGGUAUUUCUGUAAGUGGCGAUUUCAAUCCUCUUGCAUGUUUCCAUGGCUACGACGCUAAAUGCCCAGCAAGUCAGACACUGCCGUUCUUUAUGGACGAUUUUGGACCAAAAUACACAGAGUAUACCACGGCAUCACAUGAACAGCUCCCAGGACAUCAUUUGGAGGUCCAAGGUUUUAGCGAUAAUUUUCAAGACUCUUGUAGAGAUGCAAUAUCCUGGAUAUCUUCUGGAAACUAUGUUCCUCCUUUCACCGAGGGAUGGGCAACUUAUGUCGAAUACCCUUUGAUGGCCAGAGAUACGAAUGCGUAUGUCAAUAUAUUGGAUAAAGAUAUUCUGUUACAGAAAUAUGGGAUGUUGAAAUAUCAGAUCCUCGCUGCUCUACGAUCAGUUCUGGACAGUGGCGUUAAUUACUUCGGAAUGACGCGUGAAGAAGCCACGAACCUUUACGCGCAGUACGCUUGGGACGACAGUGACCUGGCUUUUAAGGACAUUACACGGUUUCAAAACGCUCCAGCAGUUGUCAUGAGUUACAUGAUUGGCCAAGAGACGUUCGUCAAAUUAAGGCAACAAGCCCAAAGAGAACUGGGGGAGAACUUCUCGAUAAAAGAGUUUCACUACCAAAUCCUACGUCAAGGAGAGAUCCCUUUGGAAUACAUGGAAGAACACAUUUCGCGUUUCAUCAAAUGUAAGAAGGGCUCCUCGGAGCGUAUUUGUGCAGAAAUACUCUCAUAAAAAUCUAUGAAAGUAGCUAUGUUUUAAAUAAUUUCAAGCAAAACUACACAAAAUCGUAAGAAAUAACUUGUUUCCAAUGAGCUCUAAAUUCUCCAAAAUAACCUUAAGACACACUGACUCAGUUAUGAUGGAAAAAUUUGUGAUUUGCUCUGGGAAAACAGAUUGAAAUUUGAUCCCUUUGCAUGGAGCAGAAGCACUAUAAACUAGAUAUUUAUAUUCAAGUUUCUGAUGGAGGUUAAUCAAAUUGUUCAGUGUGAACAAACAAAAAACAAACAAAUAAAUGCAAACAAACAGAAAGAAAUAUGAUAUCCGUAUUAAAGUGUAUUUGCUACCAUUCUUACAUUUCACGUUUAAUUUAAAAAUUAAUUCAGUACUGGACACACUUUUAGAAGCUCUGGUAAAUUGAAAGAUACUGGAAUAUAUAACCCACAGAGACUCUGAAAAUUUGUAAUAUAAAUAAAAAAGACGUACGGUAAUAUGCUAGAGAUCGGUAGAAAAACUGUUAUGGUUUAAGUUAUUCUUAAUGGUUGCAUGCGCAUCUAUAUUAUGAAGAACUGUAUGGGUAAUCAUUAGCGCGCAAAUCUUAGGUUCUUAAAAGAACACCGUGGAAUUCCACGGUCAUUCUCGCUCCGCCGGCCAAUGGAAAAAUCAACAUGUACCGAUUCCCAGUGUAGAUUUAAAAACAGUUGUAGGAUAAAAGAUUGUAGUUGUACAGUUAAACAAAAAGUCUCAAAGCAGAAUCUAUGUAAAAGAGAAAUGAUCUUUAGCGGAUAUAAUCGCCUACUAAGGUGUUGUAAAUAAUAUAAGUUAGAUUUCUCUCAUUUACUUCUAAUAAAGGAAACUGUGCCAUUGUUA